CGUCUCACGUGUUUGCCCUUUGGCUGCUUGCAGAUCGCAGUCUCAUUUGUCAAUCCGAAUCGCAAGUUAAAGUUUAGUUAACUUUCUUGGGUGAUUAGCGUCCAUGAAAGAAAUUCUACGAGAAAAUGACAAGUCAAGUUUUAACUGGUCAUGAUUCGACUUCUUUCGACAUCAUCAGAGAACUGCAUAGGAAACAAAUGGUCCAUGUGCUUCAUUUGAUUUUCAAGUACUUAGAUGAAGAUGCUGUUGCUAAUGCUGAACUAACCUCAAAAAACUGGAGAGCUGCUAUUUCUGAUGGGAAUUCUGAUAAACUUUGGAACGACCUACUUCACAAGAAGAUGUCUAUGUCUGUCCUCUGGGAACGACUUCAUUUCAAUUUUCCACACAGUUUGAAUUUAGCUUCAAGUAACUGCUUAAGUUCCCGUGAGCUUUUCAACAAAACUAAGUUUACAGCUAAGACUCUAAGAAAAAGUGUGCUGCUGUUUGAGUGCACUAGAGAUUUUGUCGAAGAUUCUGUUAAUGUUGAAGGAAUAAUUAGUUAUGUUCGCUAUUGCCUCAUGAAGUCAUUUUUGAUAUCUGAAAAGUAUAUUGCUCUGAAGUGGAAGUCAGAAAUCAAGAUCUGGAACCGACAUUCUUUGAAAAUUGAAGAGAUAUUGGAGAUUGAUCAAAAACAGUGCUUGCAAAAUUUCAAAUUUGUGCUGUAUGAUAAUGCACUGUUUUACACUCAUGAUCAGCAGAUAAACCUAAGAAAUCUUGUCACCAAAAAGACAGAAGAACAUAAACCACAUUGGAUGAAUCCCACCAAUUACAUAAACUAUUUGUUCACUUCAAAUGGGUUUCUGGUUAUUGGAGUCUAUAUCAAGAAGCAAAAACAUUUCUUUCACAAAGUUGUUGUUUGGGAAAUAAAAACGUCUUUAGAAAUGGAAUGGGAAAAUUUUCACAUGAUACCUAUAGACUUGGACGAUUACGAAACCUCCAUCGAUCACAGAUUUGUCAUUUUCUCGCAUCGUAAUCAGCAAUCUCGAUUAACGUGCGAUGUCAGGAAAAUGUCAGAUCCCAGAACCACUGAAAAAGUUUUGACAUUUGUCUCCGAGGAAGGCGAAGAUGUUUCCUACAAAGAUGGGUUUCUUAUAAUAACCAACUUAAAAGCUGAUAUAAUGGUCGUGGAUGUGGAAUCUGGCUUAUCCAGAAUUAUUUUGCAAGCUGACAAGGAUUUCGCUAAGAGUGUUGUUACUGUGAGCAUUCAUUCCGACUACAUGUUUUUCAUGUGCGACUACGUUGACGAGUCCUCGGUCUUGAUAACAAAGAUGCAAGUUUGGGAUCUCCAAGCUAUAAAAAGUGCUCCAACUGAUACACCCCUGCAACCGUUUUGCGCAUUUGAAGAAUCGGAAAUUACUUUUAUGGGAAAAGCGGUAACCUUCCGUGCUGAUAUGUUUGGUCUAGUGUUUGUGACUGUAAGUCCGACACCGCAGUACCUGGUAGAUAGCCUACCUUACAUAAUCAGAGUGGUGAAUUUUCUACCUACUUGCAAUUUUUGCAAGCAAAUCAAGAAAAAGCUGUGGCGGUGUGGUCGGUGUAAGUCAGCAAAGUAUUGUGACGGUGUUUGUCAGAGUGCCGACUGGCAUCACCACAAGGUAUUAUGCAACACAAUCUAGGCAAAACACGCAUCGGACACCCAAGAAAGUUUCGGAAUGUCGAUUUGAUUUUAAAUUUCACAAAAAAAUAUCGAGAUCCUAAGAAUUGAACAACCCGUUUGUUAAUUCAAAAUUCCUCCUUUGUUUUGUAUUUUCAUUUUGAACAAAAUCCGGGAAUUUGUGAAAAUUCAGUUAAAUUUAAUUGUUGUUAACAUGUUAAUGCGAUACUUUGCUAUCUUAAGACCUGCCUUGUCGAAGGCCAAAUUUUGGGGUUUGAUUCUUGAGGUUGUAGUGUAAAUGGAAUCAUUUGCAUGAUUUACUCUUUUGCUAAUACCAUUGUUACUCGUUUCAUAUGUGUGAUGUUGACAUGUUGUCAUGUUGAAGUGAUCAAGUUAUGUAACCUGGAAUUUCAAUAUAUUUGGAAAAA
This is a messenger RNA of Daphnia pulicaria, 2061 nucleotides long. RefSeq lists its product as uncharacterized. The coding region runs from base 126 to 1655 and encodes 509 amino acids. Gene Ontology annotation, molecular function: protein binding. The transcript is spliced from 10 exons. Lineage: Eukaryota; Metazoa; Arthropoda; Branchiopoda; Diplostraca; Daphniidae. The record is from RefSeq and is a predicted model, not a curated record.